Messenger RNA from Monomorium pharaonis (pharaoh ant), 2075 nucleotides. RefSeq lists its product as uncharacterized. The record is from RefSeq and is a predicted model, not a curated record. The coding region runs from base 530 to 1228 and encodes 232 amino acids. Lineage: Eukaryota; Metazoa; Arthropoda; Insecta; Hymenoptera; Formicidae. The transcript has 4 exons.
UAUCGCAAUAACAAUAAUUAUUCUAACAAUUGUAUUGUGUAUAUCACGAAGAUGAAAUCAUAACUAAAAUUAUGUUAAAAUUAAAGUCCUGAAGAUGGCAUCUUAGAGUUUUACAAAAUGGAGUAAGUUAUUCUAUUAUUUACUAUGUCAAUCAAUUACUGUCUGUCAUCCUUUUUCAUUAAAUCUAUUCUUUUAAUUCCUGAAAGCGGACCGGAUUUGGCUGGCAAUGAAAGGAUGAGAAAAAAAGUGAAUUGUAUCUCUCACCGAUUAGAAGGGCACGCUAUUGCUUUCUUUUCAAGACUCGAUCUCUAACUCUUAAUUAUCCGAACUAAUUAUGACUAAGGUCUCGAUCCAUCGGAACAUCUCGCUAGGUCCUUGUAGCAAAGGGUGGGAUGAGUCUGCGGUCUGGUGGGGACCAUUUCUAUAUAAUCGACGGUGAAGGUGCCUGUCUCUUCAUAUCCUAUCAGUGACCACGUUUCUUUAACCGCCGUCUUCCAAAUCUAUUUUUUCAAGAGACAAGUGAUACAAGAUGAUGCUGGUGCCGCUGGCCAUAGUGCUCCUCGCGGCGUUCGCCAACGCCGAGCCGGCGAUCAAUGAAGCUCGACCGCACAGUAACCGACCUGGAAGAUUCUUGUCUCUUCCGAUACCGCAAAAGUGCGCAAAUCGGCCGAAGCAGUUUAACUUCCGAGGGCACAACUAUUUCUACAGCGGGCACGUGCCGGCUCAUGCCAAUCAAAAAGUGGAUUGGUUAGACGCUAGAAACAUUUGCAGGGAGUACUGCAUGGAUCUCAUCUCGAUGGAAACUCAAGAAGAGAAUAACAUGAUCUUUAGGCUCAUUCAGCAGAAUGAUGUUCCUUACAUCUGGACGUCUGGACGUCUCUGCGACUUCAAGGGCUGCGAAAAUCGACGUGAUCUCGAGCCCAAGUCCCUGUACGGUUGGUUCUGGUCGGCGAAUCGCGAGAAGAUGGCACCCACCAACCUAGUGCCGAAUGGUUGGGGCUUCAAUCCAUGGUCGCAGACCGGCCACAAGAAGGUCAAGCAGCCAGACAACGCCGAGUAUGACAUCAACGGCACCAAUGAGUCCUGCAUGUCCGUCCUGAACAACGUCUACAAUGACGGUAUCGCCUGGCAUGAUGUCGCGUGUUACCAUGAGAAACCAUUCGUCUGCGAGGACUCCGAGGAGUUGCUCAACUAUGUGGCCAGCACCAACCGCGGUAUUCGCCUCUAAAGCGAUCGCGGUCAGCCGACACCUACGUGGUGAUCACACGAUCGUCCAUCAGCGUCAUAUCAGCACACACAUUCCUUCUAUACUUCCCGUCGCGGAACCGACAAGACACGUGCCAACUAGAAACACGGGAUUUCCACGUGGCGAUUCUUGAUUUUUGGAUGAUCACAGAAAAUCCAUUGCACAUUAAAAUUAUAAUUUACAAACAAUAUCUUUUCAUAAUUACAUUUUGCGAUAAAAUACGCUUUGAUCAGUAUUUUAAUCGAAUAUCAUUCAAAAUAAGAGCUCACUAGAAUUGGAAUUUUGUAAUUUGUUAUUCUGGUUGUUUAAAAACCAAUUUACACAACAUUACCUUUUAUAUUAAUUUCUAUAAUUAUGUUAAACUUUUGUCUUUGAUUCUGUACCAAUUUUUUCAUUUUAUGCGAACAAAUCAUUCGAUUGAUAUGAUUGAAAAAGUAAAAACUGUAAGCUAUUUAGAAUAUUAUGCACUUACGAUAUCAAGAAUUUGUUUAAUAUACAUUCUAUUCUAAUAAUUAUAAUAAAACGGAAUAUUUUUAACGUAUCAUUGUAUGAAAGUAAACUUAUGUAUUUACUGGAAGUGUACUUCUGAAAAGUUUAUGAUGUUAAAAAAUAUAUUGCUAGAUUAUUAAUUAAUUAAAUAAACGUGUCUCGUCGCUGCAUUCUUUCUGCACUCAUUAAAGAAACUCAACAAUAAUUUUAUACAUUGUUUAAUUUGUAAUCACAGUAUCCGCUGAAGAGAGUAAUUAAUUGUGUACAUGUAUUUAUUGAUAUAAAUUUGGCUGGCAGUCUCUGUAUGUACAUUUAUGAAUAAACGUUAAUCUUACAUAAA